UCUCCGAUCUGUGCAUGCAUGUAAUUCUGUUCAUAUCUGGAAAUUCUGAGUGGCCAGCUGCAGGGCUGAAAUACAAUUCACAGCAGGUGUAGGAUAUAAUUGUCAUAUUUCUAAGGAACUGGAAUGGAUCUCCUGAUGGGUGAACUGUGAUCUUGUCAUCCUUUCUUCCAUAGUCUUAGGUGCAGCUUAUGGUUGCAUAAUUAUCUACCACAGAGACACUUCAUUUGAUCACAACAUCACAGCAUGAACAGUGCCAACAGCAUGGAGAAGCCAGUUGAAGUUCGAAUGCAUGAGUGUAACUUUGAAGCUCCAGCUUCUCCUCCAGGACCAGCAUGCGGAGGAUUCUUUAACAAAUUCAUGAAGAACUUGCUUCUAGCACUCACAAUUCUUGGUGUGAUUGUAGGCUCGGUGGCUGGUGUCCUUCUGCGUUAUGCAUCUCCACUUCAUCCAGAUAUCGUCAUGAUCAUCGCCUUCCCUGGUGAUAUUCUCAUGAGAAUGUUGAAGAUGGUGAUUUUGCCUCUGAUCAUCUCCAGUUUAAUCACAGGUCUGGCAGGUUUAGACGCCAAAUCUAGCAGUCGUCUCGGCACCAGAGCCAUGGUGUAUUACAUGACCACAACCAUUAUUGCAGCAGUGCUGGGGGUGCUUCUGGUGCUGGCUAUCCACCCGGGCCACCCCAAACUAAAAUCCAACUUGGGAGAGGGCAAGAAGAACGAUGAUGUGUCCACAUUAGAUGCCUUUUUUGACCUUAUACGAAAUCUUUUUCCAGAGAAUCUAGUACAGGCCUGCUUUCAACAGAUCCAGACCGUUACAAAUAAGGUAGAGGUAUCAACACCUCAUCAUCAUCAUUAUCAUCAUCAUCAACAUCAUCCUCAUCGGUUUGGACGAAAUAGCACAAAGUGGGCAACAAAAUAUGUUAUAAAGAAAUCUCUCCAGUUCAAGAGUGGCAUGAAUGUCUUAGGGCUCAUUGGUUUCUUUGUGGCUUUUGGAAUCUGCAUGGGAAAGAUGGGUGAGAAAGCCAAGCUGCUGAUGGACUUCUUCAACAUUCUCAACGAAAUCGUCAUGAGACUUGUCGGCAUGAUCAUGUGGUAUUCUCCUGUUGGGAUUGCGUGCCUGAUCUGUGGCAAGAUUAUUUCAAUUAAUGACCUGGAGAUGGUAGCCAAGCAGUUGGGGAUGUACAUGCUUACAGUCAUUUUGGGCCUCAUCAUCCAUGGUGGGAUCUUUCUCCCACUGAUAUAUUUUGUCAUUGUUCGAAAGAACCCUUUUAAAUUUUUUAUGGGAGUAUUUCAAGCUUGGGUGACCGCGUUAGGAACAGCUUCCAGUGCUGGUACACUGCCUGUUACGUUUCGUUGCCUGGAGGAAAACUUGGGCAUUGAUAAAAGAGUUACUCGAUUUGUGCUUCCUGUUGGAGCGACGAUCAACAUGGAUGGUACUGCACUUUACGAGGCGGUAGCAGCCAUUUUUAUCGCACAGAUGAAUGGAAUAAAACUUGAUCCUGGUCAGAUUAUUACAGUCAGCCUCACAGCUACUCUUGCUAGUGUGGGAGCUGCCAGUAUUCCCAGUGCUGGCCUGGUUACCAUGCUGCUCAUCCUCACCGCUGUGGGACUGCCCACCCAAGACAUCAGCUUACUGGUCGCUGUUGACUGGCUCCUGGAUCGCUUCCGAACAUCAGUCAAUGUUAUUGGCGACUCAUAUGGAGCGGGCAUCGUGUACCACCUCACCAAAGAUGAGCUUAACGCGUUUGAUGCCCAGCAGAUAAGAACAGAUGGCUUUGAGAUGACCAAAUCACAAUCCUCCUAUGAGAAUAACACAAACCAUGGUGUAUAUGCAUCGUACAACUCCUGUCCACAAGUACUAAUAGAUGACUGCAAGAUCAACUUGACCCCAAAUGGCUCCCCUGCUGUCUUUUCUGUUACUGAGGAGGACCCUUGGACACAAGAGUAAAACAGAUCCAGCUUCGCCUUAUAUCGGGUCCUUCAAGCUUGCUAUUCUGUGUGAAAACAUUAUAAUGAAUGGAAAAUUUUUUAGAUCCUAUUUUACAUCCUGUUAUUAUGCAUGUAUGUAUUACACUAGCACAGGCAUUUGUUCAGGCAUGAACAACUCCUCAUUAUCUUGGUGACUAAGAUUAUAGUUUGGCUUUUAGCUGUGAUUAAGGAUCUAUGCCAGUGACCUUAAAGCUGUAAGUUUAAAUCAGUAGUUGUCAGAAGUAAGGUUCCAGCUCUAGUGUCCUGUCCCACCACGGCUGCAGCUUUGAGUAAGGACCAAAACCUACAAUUGCUCACUGCUGGGAUCUUAAGUAAGGCCCCAUGUUCAAAGCUUAAACCUUUAAAUUGCAGUACUGUAAAAUUAAUUUCAUAUAUUUAUGGCAAAUCAAAGUAUUUGU
Messenger RNA from Tachysurus vachellii, 2380 nucleotides. It is a transcript of the gene slc1a2a, whose product is annotated as solute carrier family 1 member 2a. The transcript has 11 exons. Bases 244 to 1941 code for a protein of 565 amino acids. NCBI's taxonomy places the organism in Eukaryota, Metazoa, Chordata, Actinopteri, Siluriformes, Bagridae. Gene Ontology annotation, molecular function: glutamate:sodium symporter activity; neutral L-amino acid transmembrane transporter activity; L-glutamate transmembrane transporter activity. Gene Ontology annotation, cellular component: plasma membrane. The record is from RefSeq and is a predicted model, not a curated record. Gene Ontology annotation, biological process: L-glutamate transmembrane transport.